AAUGCGCCCGACACAGUUGCGCACGUCGUUUCAUAAUAUUUUGAUGCGUUUCUGAAGAAUAUAAAAUUAAAAUCUUGAUCAUUGAUUGUUAUUCAUGAUUACGCUGACGAGAUGCCAGGGAUCAUGAAGGCUUUCAUCGUACUAUCCAUCUUUUGCGUCGCCGCUUUGGCCUCCCAAGAUAGCUGUUAUAAAGACGCAGUUACCGCAUGCAAUCCAACUGCGGCGAAGAGUGUUGACAAGUUGAAUUGUAAUGCAAAAUUCGGAGCUAUAGAGUCAGCUCAAUCGGAUCUUCAAAAAUUCGUAAACCACAACUUCAUCAGAUCAUUUGAAUACCUGCUUCUGGCUACCAACUUUGACAACUACCAAAGAAACCGCGCAGGAUUUGAAAAACUUUUCCGUGGUUUGUCUGAUAAAAAAUGGAACGAUGGUAUUGAAUUCAUCAAAUACCUUACUGCUCGUGGAGGUGAAGUCGACUUUAAUGCCAUUUCUGAAGGCGUUAAAGAAGAAGAAGCCCAGCCUAGAAGCUUUGACUUGAAUGAAUUAACCGCAGUUUCUAAAGCUUUGGACUUGGAAAAGAAGUACGUCCAUGAAGCCCACUCUAUCCAUCUUGGAGCUGCUAGAAGCAACAAGCAAUUCUACGAUCCCGAAGUUACCGAUUAUCUAGAGAAAGAAGUUUUACACCAACAAAGAGAAAUUAUCAGAAAACUUGCAGGGUACAGCACUGAUUUGACUGACCUCCUUGAUGGACCAGACAGUUCAUUAGCCCUAUUUAUGUUUGAUGACUAUUUACAAAAGCAAUAAAUUUUAAAUAUCUUGUUUAAAAUUCAUUCACUUUCUAAAAUGUAUCUUCUUUAUUAUUAGCUAUUGUGUAUUAUUCAACAUGUCUAUAACCUAAUUUCCAAAAUAAAUACACUCUU
Molecule: messenger RNA, 917 nt
Organism: Diabrotica balteata
Lineage: Eukaryota; Metazoa; Arthropoda; Insecta; Coleoptera; Chrysomelidae
Source: the annotation of a GenBank genome assembly